AUGACGAAGACGGCCGCGACUCGAUCGAAAGAGGUGUCGCAGAGCGAGCAGAUGGAGCGAGGAAGACAACGGCUGUCAUCAGUUGUUGGAAAAGACUGUGGAGGCUUCCUGUUACGGAUCCUCGUCGACGCGGUGGACUCGAGCUACGGAGAGGUCGGAGACGACGCAGGCAAUUCAACGAUUGUAGACCCCUUCCAGAGGAUGUGUAUGGCCGUCAACGGUGCUGCAAUGGUCGUAGAUCGAGGUGUAGGCCCCGUAAUCGACUCGAGGGUGCGAGAGAAGACUCUUCAAGGCGGGUGGAGGCGAAGGACGUGA
Cadophora gregata is the source of this 315-nucleotide messenger RNA. RefSeq lists its product as uncharacterized. Lineage: Eukaryota; Fungi; Ascomycota; Leotiomycetes; Helotiales; Ploettnerulaceae. The transcript has a single exon. Bases 1 to 315 code for a protein of 104 amino acids. The record is from RefSeq and is a predicted model, not a curated record.